CGGCGGUGCCCAUAGUCUCCUAUACGUGCGUUAAAGCACUCAUUCCAAAAGUAUUUCUUCUGCUUAAUUCUCUUCACAUCAACAUGUAAUGCCUUGUCUGACUUAAUAGGCGGUCAAAUAACAGUCAAGUGCGUGUGUGCUUCUUGCCAGAGCAAGAUGAAAAGCAGAAGGUAAAGCUCGCUGGCUCAGAGCUCUCGCUCAGAGCGCCGACUGGAAACGCGGGACGAGCGAUGUAUGUUCAUCUGUGUGACUGGCACGCGAUUCCAAUUACACUAAUGGCGCUGUCCACGUAGCCUGUAAUGUUCUUAGGAGACUCUUAGCAGAGAUGCAGAGAAACGGAGGAAACUGGAACUUUAGGACCGUGUAGAACACGAGAAAGCAAAUCAUCAUCGGCAGGAAAAGAAAAAAGGUGAAUAAAACAUAACAGGAGGCUAAAACGAGCCAUGGGCCAUCCUGCUCCUUGGGCUAUCCUGCUCCUUUUGAUUUAUCUGGACCCGUUGAGUGUGCUGUGCACGUCGACAGCAAAGCGCACGAAAGUGCCACCGCGGCGGCCCGCCAAGCCCAAGGAGCUGAACGGCACCGCGAACUCCCCCGCGCCCGCUGCCCCGCCUGCGCCCGUUCCCGUUCCCGCUGCGGGUCAGAACCACGACAAGUGCCUGGGCUACUACGACGUGAGCGGGCAGUACGACCGCGAGUUCGAGUGCAACAAUACGGACCACCGAUACUGCUGCGGCUCCUGCUACCUGCGCUUCUGCUGUCAGUUCCGGGGCAACCGGCUGGACCAGCGCACGUGUAGGAACUACAACAAGCCCGACUGGGUGAAGACCGCGGCACCGUCACCUGCACCGACCAGCGAGCCGUACGACCCGAGAACCGACCAGACCAACACGGCGGUGUACAUCACGUGUGGCGUCAUAGCCUUCGUCAUCGCGCUCGGAGUGUCGGCUAAGGUCGCCUACGACAAGGCCACGAGGCCGCCUCAGGAAAUGAACAUACACAGAGCCCUAGCAGAUAUUUUGAGGCAGCAAGGACCCAUUCCCAUAUCCCAAUAUGACUGUGAAAACUUUGCAGCAAUGAACAGCUCAUCCAAAGACGACACUCCACAGCGGACAGGCUCCAAAAACCACUACACUCCUGUUCACACAUCCAAAUCCAAUCAUGGUGGACACUAUUCGAAGGAGAGCAGCCGCGCUGGAGGAGGACACGACCUCCAUAACUUCAUCUCGUCUGGCUUCGUGACUCUAGGGAGAGGCCAUGCAAAAGGAGAAAGGCAGUGGCCGAUGCGGUCUCAGAGUCACCAUGGCACGCAUCAACACAACUACAACCAUGUGGGUCACAGUAGUCCUACUCGAACUCCUAAAAAUGAGAGCACGCGCAUGAACAGCAUCCUCACAUCGCAGACGGAGCCAUACGAUCUGUCCUUCUCCCGCUCCUUCCAGAGCCUGUCGCACCUGCCUCCAUCCUACGAAUCCGCCAUGAAGGCUGACCUCAACAAGUACUCCUCGCUCAAAAGACUGACUGACAAGGAUGUGGAUGACUACUACACCCGGAAGCGGCACCUUCCCGAUCUAGCAGCACGUGGCACCCUGCCACUACACAUGAUCAAGAUAAGCCAGGACUCUCAGACUAACCAACAGGCUCAACAGCAGCAGCAGCAGCAGUCGUCACGCCAGCGUCCUCGCCGUGUACAGAGAGCCAUGUCUCAAGACCGCGUGCUGUCUCCGGAGCGUGGUUAUGCUCAGGACUAUCCUGUGUCUCCCUACCCUGCGUCCCCAUAUGGCGAACGCAUCCUAUCUGACGAGCAGCUGCUGUCAGCUGAACGCCUCCGCUCACAUGAGCGCCUCAUCUCCCAGGACCGGUUGCAUUCGCAGGACCGCCGCUACUCGCAGGAGCGUGUCCACUCGCACGAGCGUCUGCAUUCUCACGAACGCAUGCACUCGCAAGAACGCCUCUACUCGCAGGACAGGCUACGCUCGCAGGACCCACUGCUUUCACCAGAUAAGACGAUGUUGUCCAAACAUGGCAGCUUUCACGGUGACAAGUCCAUGUCCAGAGCCAUAUCGCACACGGACGUGUUUAUGCCCACUACGCCGCUCUUGGACCGCUACAAGAUGACCAAAAUGCACUCGCAUCCCAGUGCCUCAAACAACAGCGCCGCUCCUGCAGUGCACAACACGCUGAACAAGCCCCAAACCACCUCCAAGAGACAGGCGUUUGCCUCACGCCGCACGCAGACCGUGGAACAGCUGCACUAUGUCCCACAGGCGGCUCAGCAGCAGCAUCACCACCACUACCGUACAGGCAGUAAGACCGAAGUGACUGUUUAAUGAUUUCAACCGGACCUCAGCCAUCCACCAGGAACUCACACACACACACACACAGAAAGGUCUUAAUACCAGUCCUUGUCUACACUAUACUCUAUUCCACAUAUUCUCUGUAUUCAGACAAGAGACCCUGCUGUGUGCAUACCCAUUAUUUUUUGUGUGUUUGUAGAUCACAGAUAUAGGAUGAGAAAAUUGUGCAGCUUGUCAGAAACCUAUCCAUCCAGUUCUGCAGUUCUUAAGGGCUUUGCAGGGGGAAAAAAUGUGCAGAGACUUUUAGCAGAACGACAGAAGGUGUAAAUGAAACCGCUAGUUGGUGCGAAUGUGUAAUGGAAUUAUAUAACUUUAUAAAUAUAUAAAUACACAUACUGUUUGUACUUAAAGUCCUAGUCAUAGCUUUAGAAGUUCUUAAAUGAAACUUAGGUUAGCACUUCUAUUGGUGCCUCUAUGAAACUGUUCUUAUUCAUCAACGAAGUGGUUUUGUGGGUUAAAAAGCACAAUUGAUUAAAAGCAAUUUUUUAAAUUUGUUUUUGUUUUGUUUAAUUAAAUUUUUUUUGGUUCUGACCGUUUUUUUUUUUUCUGCUCAUUUGUUUGACGGACAAUGGCAAGUUCAUUUGCAUAGAUGAUUGUAAAUAAGCUAUUUUAGCCGCAGUAAUUGAAAGAAGUCUGUUCUGGUUGGCAUUUGUAUAGUUUUAUUUUUGAAAUUCACUAUUUACAGAUAUGACCCACUAGCCCAAUAUUGGAUCAUUUUAAACGAAUACAAUUAUUGUACGUGUCAUUGCAAUUGUGUUUGUAGAAUGAGACCUGGGUGAAACUACAUGACCACUCUUGAUAUCUGGCUGUAGACUGUGCUCCAGUGAGUGACUCACAAGAAGAAUAUAAUAUGCUUGUUGUAGUUGCUUCAAAUAAACCAUCCUUAUUUUUCUAAACAUAAUCCUCA
This is a messenger RNA of Clarias gariepinus (North African catfish), 3261 nucleotides long. RefSeq names its product protein shisa-6 (gene shisa6b). The record is from RefSeq and is a predicted model, not a curated record. Bases 444 to 2327 code for a protein of 627 amino acids. Gene Ontology annotation, cellular component: postsynaptic density; AMPA glutamate receptor complex; postsynaptic membrane. The transcript has 7 exons. NCBI's taxonomy places the organism in Eukaryota, Metazoa, Chordata, Actinopteri, Siluriformes, Clariidae. Gene Ontology annotation, biological process: regulation of AMPA receptor activity; regulation of short-term neuronal synaptic plasticity.